CUGACAAUAUGAUCAAGCGAUUUUGACUUGCUCACUGAGUUUUGACAAUUUGCUUUGUAAUCAUGGCGUCUGAACGUUAUAGUUUUUCUCUAACAACUUUUAGCCCUUCUGGUAAAUUGGUACAAAUCGAGUAUGCUCUAGCUGCUGUAGCCGCCGGCGGUACUUCCGUCGGUAUUAAAGCGUCAAAUGGCGUCGUGAUUGCAACAGAAAAUAAGCACAAAAGUAUUUUGUAUGAUGAGCACAGUGUCAACAAAGUCGAGAUGAUUACUGGACAUAUUGGUAUGGUGUACUCGGGCAUGGGCCCCGACUACCGGCUGCUGGUAACACAGGCUCGCAAGAUGGCUCAGCAGUACUUCCUCAUGUACCGCGAGCCGAUACCAACGGCACAGCUUGUACAGCGGGUGGCUACUGUGAUGCAGGAAUACACCCAGUCUGGAGGUGUCCGUCCAUUUGGUGUGUCCCUACUGAUCUGUGGCUGGGAUAGCGGUCGCCCAUACCUGUUCCAGUGCGAUCCCUCCGGAGCUUACUUUGCUUGGAAGGCGACGGCUAUGGGGAAGAAUUUCAAUAAUGGAAAAACUUUCUUAGAAAAGAGAUACACAGAAGAGUUGGAACUAGAUGACGCCGUUCACACAGCGAUCCUAACGUUGAAGGAAGGCUUUGAAGGACAAAUGACGGCCGAUAACAUUGAAGUCGGGAUCUGUGAUGCUAACGGGUUCCGUAGGUUGGAACCCGCGCACGUUAAAGACUACUUAGCGAAUAUACCAUAAUACUGUUAAAUAAAUCUUUCAUUUUCUAUUUGUGA
Messenger RNA from Melitaea cinxia (Glanville fritillary), 802 nucleotides. It is a transcript of the gene Prosalpha2, whose product is annotated as proteasome subunit alpha type-2. Gene Ontology annotation, cellular component: proteasome core complex, alpha-subunit complex; proteasome core complex. The record is from RefSeq and is a predicted model, not a curated record. NCBI's taxonomy places the organism in Eukaryota, Metazoa, Arthropoda, Insecta, Lepidoptera, Nymphalidae. Gene Ontology annotation, biological process: ubiquitin-dependent protein catabolic process. The transcript has 6 exons. Bases 63 to 767 code for a protein of 234 amino acids.